GUGUCGGGCGCUUGUUUACUUAUCCUUACGGCACACGUGCGGGUGUGACGUUGAGCGCGAACGAGCUCUCGCGAGUCGCGACCAGUUGCGCGGUCGUGAAUCCGCGCGGAGGACGAAUUGUCGAGGAUGCAGAAGGUGAAGAGAAAAGGUAGACCGCAGCAACCCUCCUCGUCCGUCGCUGUGGAAUCGCCGACGGACGCAGAGAUGGGUAAGGACUUCGGAAUUCUCAUGAACGCGCCGCUCUCGAAGGGCGGGCACUUCGUCUUCAAGUCGGAGAAGGCCUGGACCGUCGACUCGUCGCAGUACUCGGAAUUCUUCACCAUGAACCUGAAGGCGCUGUCGGCCGCGAUCGACUGCGUCCCGUUCAACGAGUACAUCGACGUGGCUGACGGGUACUUCGUGAGCGACCAGCUGACGAGUAUCUACAAUGACGCCGAGAGAGGCAGGGCGGCUUACAGCGCGAUUCUGGACGAUCUGAACGCAUCGAGUUUACCGGACACCAAAGACGAAAACACGAGGACCGAUGACUCGAAGAGUGUGCAGCUGACGACGAGUACGAAGCCAGAAAACAGUAUUGAUGAUUUGGAGGAAGAUCUGGAUUUUUUGCUGUCUCUAAAGGAACCCGUCCAGAGCACCACUGUGAUAGGAAUCGCGCAGCCCACGUCGCUAUCUACGUCUCAUGGCAGUGAUUCCAAGACCAAGUCGAAGACUGUUCCGAAUAAACCAAUCGACUUGGAGAAAUGGCUGGAUUCUGUCUUGGACGACUAACUUUCCCAUGUUGUUACGACACGUUGGUACACACGAACAAAACUGUCCAAUUGACUCAGGGAAAUGACCAACUUUUCUAUGUUACGAUACGUUGGCAUACAUUAACGAAACUAUCGACGCUACUUUAAAGGAAAAGAAAAAAAUACAUGCACGUAGUCGUACACCACGAGCAUAAUAGCGCCGCCUGGACCUAAUCUCAGCACCUUUGGCACCAAGCCUUUGUACAAGGCUCUAAAUCUGGAACGGGACAGAUUGCACGAGUGAGAGCGCGAUCCCGGGUACAACCACAUAUCGGUAGGCAAAACGUAUGUAU
Molecule: messenger RNA, 1081 nt
Organism: Vollenhovia emeryi
Lineage: Eukaryota; Metazoa; Arthropoda; Insecta; Hymenoptera; Formicidae
Gene: Aven
Exons: 4
Coding region: 127-768 (213 amino acids)
Biological process (GO): negative regulation of G2/M transition of mitotic cell cycle
Source: RefSeq, a predicted model, not a curated record